AUGCGGUACCGGUGGUGUCUGUAUUGCAUUGUAUGCAUCAUCACAUUCGUCGUUACAAACGUGGAUUGCAACGGCGUAUUCGAGCUGCGGAUAAAAUCGUUCAGCAACGAGUUGGGCCGAGAAGCUUCUGGCUCGUGCUGCGGAGGCGUGUGCGGCACGCCGUGCCGGACAAAGUUCCGAGCUUGCCUAAAACACUACGAGACCAACAUAAACGUGAAUUCAACUUGCACGUUCGGUGACGUCGUCACGCCUGUGCUUGGCGAGAACAGCCUGACCCUCCCGGCCAACGCCACACCGAUAGCGUUCCACUUCAAUUUCACAUGGCCGGGUACGUUCUCACUCAUCGUGGAAGCGUGGCACGAACCGUCGUCUGCAAGAAAUUCAGGAACGACCAACGGAUCGGCGUUGAUCACGCGGAUCACGGACCAACGGUUCCUGAAACUCAGCGACGGAUGGGUGCAACAGGAAUACGCCGGAUCGACCGGCGGCGUCCGAUCGCGACUCGUGUACGAGCACAGGGUCCGUUGUGAGGAUAACUAUCACGGGGACGGGUGCGCGAAAUUCUGUCGGCCAAGGGAUGACAAUUUCGGACAUUACCUGUGCUCGGACGACGGAGACAUGAUAUGCAUGCCCGGCUGGACCGGUAGCUAUUGCAGCAAAGCGAUCUGCGCACCUGGCUGCGACGAGAAAAAAGGAACGUGCAUGACUCCAGGAACCUGCCAAUGUCACGCGGGCUGGACAGGAGCCAGAUGCGACCAGUGUCAGAUAUAUCCGGGUUGCGUGAACGGUUAUUGCCAAAAACCAUGGCAGUGUCUGUGCAAAGAAGGUUGGGGUGGUAUGUUUUGCAACCAGGACCUGAACUACUGCACCAACCACGCGCCCUGCAAAAAUGGAGGCACGUGCUUCAACACUGGCCAGGGCCUGUACACGUGCGCAUGCGCCCCCGGAUAUACGGGGCCCGAGUGCAACGUCGACAUGGGACUGACCAACAAACCAGGAAUGGACUGUUCUACUGGACUGACGUGCCUCAACGGCGGUACGUGCAAGAAAACCGGAUCCGUCUCUAGCUGCACGUGUCCCAGCCAAUGGAAGGGAAUCAGAUGCGAGACGUCCACGCAGCCGGCCUGCGCAAGUUCGCCGUGCGGGAACGGAGGCACUUGCGUCAACGCCGCCAAGACCAACAACAACGGAACCGGAACCGGUGGCAACAACAACGGGUACGUGUGCCAUUGCCCGAUCGGAUUUUCCGGACCGACCUGUCACCAGACGACCAACCACUGUCAGCCGGACCCGUGCCGGAACGGGGCCACGUGCGUGCCGAGCAAAGACAGUUCCAGUUACACUUGCAAGUGUGCGCCCGGGUUCGCGGGGGCCCACUGCCACCUGCCCGACCACUGCCAAAAGAACCCUUGCCUGAACGGCGGUACGUGCCAGGCGCAGGCCGACGGUUUCCGGUGCCAAUGCGUGCCCGGGUACGUCGGCGAUCUGUGCCUGAGCGUGGUAGACUACUGCGUGGCCAAGCCGUGCGCCAACGGCGGUACAUGCGAGAACCUGAAGAACGACUUCCGGUGUGGGUGCCGACCCGGAUUCGGCGGCAAGGACUGCAGCCGGUACGUCAACGAAUGCGUACUGUCGUCGCCGUGCGCGAACGGUGGCACAUGCGUGACCACCGGCGGCAGUGACGGCGGCUUCAGGUGCGAGUGUCCUGUCGGUUACACGGGCGCCAACUGCACCGACGAGCGGCCGACCACGCUGGGCGACAGGUCCAAGCACGUGUCCGCAGUGGUACAGGAACAGCCCGAGAUGGUGCAAGCGUCCGUCAAUGGCGUGCUCAUGGUGGUGCUGUCCGUGUCCGUGCCUGUGGCCGUGUUGGCCGCCAUCGCGGUAGUGUUGUGCAUGAAGAACCGCCGGCGCCGCGACCAGAAGAAGGCCGACGAUAACGCGAGAAUGCAAAAUGAACAGAACUCGAUACACAGCGUGGCCAAGCUGGGCGACCCACACGUCAUCAGAAACUCGUGGGACCCGCUGCCGGCCGCGGCCCGGGAGAACGUGUACUCCGAACCGCUGUGCUUUGCCGCGCCCAACAAGAUGCAGCAGACGUCGCUGACGCCGGCCCAGUCGUCGUCGUCACUGCAGAGGCAGAAGCUGCUCAACACCGACAGACAAAACCGGAUGUCGUUCAAGGAACAAGACGCCAUAAACGCGUUGGACCGCAGGAUAUCUGUCAUAUCGGUCGAUUCGGCCGCCAACCAAUGCAACAACACAAAUAACGAGGUAUCGCCUGUCAAAGCUCACCACUAUCAUCGCAACAUACACCAGCAGCUUCAGUACGAAAGAGCGGCCGUGAAAUCGAUGAUUUUAGACCAACACUCUUUCGCCACACAAGUUUAG
This is a messenger RNA of Macrosiphum euphorbiae (potato aphid), 2391 nucleotides long. The record is from the annotation of a GenBank genome assembly. NCBI's taxonomy places the organism in Eukaryota, Metazoa, Arthropoda, Insecta, Hemiptera, Aphididae.